AUGUCAGAAUCUGAUAUACAAUACUGUAAUCCUCAGAGGACUGUGGGCCAACAUUAUUACGAGACGUAUAAAGAUUUGCCCAAAGAUCAGUGGCCAUCCACUAUCAGAUUUGUAGAUAACUAUCUUGAUUGGAAAGGGCAAGAUCCGAAACCAGCGAGACAAGGUUCGAAAUCCUGGUGGCAUACUUUCCUAUACCUUGAUUCGGCCUCUCGACUUCCGGAUAGAUACCGAUUACUCCCUUUCUCUUCCUCUGCUGUUGCUCUUGCUCCUGCUUCUUCUACCUGUCCUGAAGCGGACGAUGAGCUGCAACAGGAAGGUCCCACUGGGGUAGUGGUUCACAACGACCAUGACCUGCCGGAUGUGUUUGAUCAAGAGAUUCAACGAGAACUUUUACAGGCUAGUUUUGAUUUAGAUUCCCAGCAGACCCUUCCGCAUACUCAUUUCGAUCGAGUUAGCACAUCUGGACUGCCAGCGCAUUAUUAUCAACAUCCGAUAGAUGUAAAUUACCCUUCGGCUGUCGGGUCUGAUCGAGGUGUACAAGGACAAGCUGGUCAAUGGCCUACUAGCGACCCCUCGUUCAAUACCGUUGGAGACUACGACUGGUCUGACGCAUCGCUGCCACUAUCAGAAGAGCAGCAAGAAUUCUGGUAUAACAUGAUGAACGUUACCCGAUAA
Messenger RNA from Kwoniella botswanensis, 675 nucleotides. RefSeq lists its product as uncharacterized. Lineage: Eukaryota; Fungi; Basidiomycota; Tremellomycetes; Tremellales; Cryptococcaceae. The transcript has 2 exons. The record is from RefSeq and is a predicted model, not a curated record. Bases 1 to 675 code for a protein of 224 amino acids.